Molecule: messenger RNA, 1772 nt
Organism: Brienomyrus brachyistius
Lineage: Eukaryota; Metazoa; Chordata; Actinopteri; Osteoglossiformes; Mormyridae
Product: G-protein coupled receptor family C group 5 member B-like
Exons: 6
Coding region: 759-1670 (303 amino acids)
Biological process (GO): G protein-coupled receptor signaling pathway
Cellular component (GO): plasma membrane; extracellular exosome; signaling receptor complex
Molecular function (GO): protein kinase binding; G protein-coupled receptor activity; protein kinase activator activity
Source: RefSeq, a predicted model, not a curated record
CUUUUAGCUGCAGUCUGGUGGUGAUCUGUUCUCCUUUCACAGCCUCUGACGCUAGUUUAGGUUAGUUGCACUGGUGGCAGCGGUAGGAUCAUUUCUUUCCUUUGUGGUUUUCCCGUUUAGAAAUCUAGAAUUAGCUUUAACAUGUCGGAGGCCGAGGAUAGUGUACAAUCUCCUAAUUAUGAGGGCGCUGAUUGUCCUGUUACGUCUAGAGAGUGUUUUCUCAAUCUCCCGGUGGCCCCCCUGCUCACCCAAUAUUUAUACCGGAAACUUUUAAUGGUGUGGGGCGUGAGUGGUCUGACUGGUCGGAACAAUUUGAUCUGGCGGCUGAGGUAAACAGAGCAGCCCUCGUCCCUGAACCUCCCGUCCUGCCUUCCCUGCCAGCCCCAGGAUCUCUCGUCUCCCCUUCCCUUCGUCUCCGUGUCCUGUGCCUGCCUGUUGGACUGGAUCUCCCCGGCUACCGAAUCUACCUUCUGUCCCCGACCAUUCUUCUUGCCUGGCCCAUUGAAAGCCUGUUACCUGCUCGAUCUAAUAAAGAUCGCGCUGUUCCGCAUUCCUGGGUCCGCGUUUCCCUGCCGAGGGUGUCCUAACAAUUAUGUCUCCACCGUAGCGGUCUGCAGGGGGAAUCGCAGAAGCUGGAGUUUCUUAGAGCGCUGCAUGGGUUUGGACAAACAUUAGGGAGAAGCAAACACAAACGAUUCGUGAGUGCAUCGUACGUGUUGUAAGAGCAAGUGAAGCUGAAAGACAUUGACAGUGAAGUGAUGGCUCCCUCUAUUAAUCUCUUCACCUUCCUCGUCCUGUCCCUGGUGGGGGGCAGCUCUUCAUGGGACGAAGCUUCGCCUUGCGGAUCCGGCUCCAUCCUGACAAGGCCCUACACGGCCUUGUGUGAGCUGGAUGCGGUGUGGGGCUUGGUGGUGGUGGUGGCGGCAGCGGCGGCGGCCCUCGCCUCGCUGAUCCUGCUCCUGGUGGUACUGUGUCGCCUGCGGAAGAUCACAGAGGCUGAGGAGCGCAGCGGGGUGGCGCCGCUACUCCUGCUGCUCGCAGCCAUAUUUGGGCUCUGUGGCCUCAGCCUGGGAUACAUCGCUGAGCAGCAAGAGAGCCUCUGCUUCGCCCGGCGUGUCCUGAGGGGGGUGUUGCUUGCUAUCUGCAACACAUGCCUCGUGUUUCAUGGUCUGCGACUGCGCCGGUUGGGACAAGGUGCUCAUAGCCCCAGCACAGGUCAACUGAUGGGGCUGGCGGUGGCCUUGGCCGUGUUGGAUCCGGAGUGGAUCCUUCUAGCCACGAUGUCCACAUGCCAGCCAGCCUGUGAUUACCAGCCGCUGGACUUUACACUGGCCACCACUUAUGUGCUGGUCCUGCUCCUGGCAGCACUGGUGGGGGCGGCCUGCAGUCUGUGGAGGCAGCAGCCUCGGUGGAGGUGCAGGACCACGUGGCUGCUCAUCACCUGCCUGGCCUCAGUCCUGCUGUGGGUGGCCUGGAUCACCUUCUGCCUGUAUGGCAACGCGGCGCUUGGCCUGUCCCCAACAUGGGACAACCGGGUACAGGCAGUGGUGCUGCUGGCACAGGCAUGGCUGCUCAUACUGCUGCACGCUGCUCCUGAGGUCCACGCCACCUUACGGCCCCCGUCCCGCAUGAGAGAGGCCAGUUUAGAGGAGGGCCUUUCUCACCUGUAGUUUGGAGCAAACCGGGACUUCGUGUUCAGUGACAACAACUCAGGUGUCCUCCCCAGCCCCCAGGAAACAUUACAUUUUAAAUAAAUAAUAUAUAUAUCAUCA